CUCCUCUUCGCCUCCACGCCUGUCUCGAAAAUAUCUCAAGUUGCAUAGAAAGCUCUUGUUGGCUCAAUAUUAGACCUACCAUAUCGCUAUAAAAGGCAUCAGGAUUAAGCACUCUAAAAUCCUCUCGCUCCAAGAAGCUCGUGUCCCGAGACGUCAAGGACAGUCCUUACCAUGUGUCAAGUCAAGCUUUCCAUUUGUGUCCACUGCGCCAAAGUCUUCGGGGCCAAGAUGAAGUAUUGCGAUACGGUCCAGGCCGCCAUAUCGGUCACGGACAGCAGUCCGUUCGAGAUUACCUCAUCGUUCAAUUGGUCCCCCAUGGAAGGGUGUACUGGACUGAAAAUCCACCACACGGCGAAUCUCGACGCUUGUAAGGAUGAUGUGUCCCGAUCCGAAGCGCCGUUUGAGCGACCUGCUGCAACGAGACCGAGCGCCAGAAGCCCCUAUCCAAUGCCAACGAUGAUCCAGCGGACGGAGAUUCGAGAGCAACUUCCCGCCCCUCCUGGGAUGGAAGAGCAUCGGGCAGUGGCUUCGGUGCCGCUUGGGUCGGAUAUGCAACCGCAAAUGCAGCUGCAGAUCCAGCAGAUGCAAGCGGGACCCUCGACGAGAGAAACUCUGACAGCUAGUUCGCCGAACUCUUCGUGGUCAGGCUCAACUGUUUCUUAUUACUGAAUAUGAAUCAUGGGGCCGUACCUUGUGCUCCUCCAGUCCCAUGGUC
Trichoderma asperellum CBS 433.97 is the source of this 715-nucleotide messenger RNA. RefSeq lists its product as uncharacterized. Lineage: Eukaryota; Fungi; Ascomycota; Sordariomycetes; Hypocreales; Hypocreaceae. The record is from RefSeq and is a predicted model, not a curated record.